UUUUGCCAUCUGGGACUCCGUGCCCUGAAGCAGUUGCACAGAAGAACGGAGGAGAAAGAGGAGGCACUUUUAGCAGCACUAACCCUGCCCUCCAUGGGUUUGCAUUACAGGAACAUGCAGUGAUUUGCUGCUUUGCCUUUAGACCCAUCCCAAUCAUCAGGGUGUGUGGUAUAUGGUGUGUGUGGGAGGGGGAGAUCUACUGUCUCUGUAAUAAAUGAUAGAGGAUACAAUGACUUUGCUCUCUUUGCUGGGUCGGAUCAUGCGUUACUUCUUACUGAGACCAGAGACGCUGUUCCUGCUAUGCAUCAGCCUGGCCCUAUGGAGCUACUUCUUCCAUACGGAUGAAGUGAAAACCAUUGUCAAGUCCAGCAGGGACGCGGUGAAAAUGGUGAAGGGCAAGGUAGCAGAAAUUAUGCAAAAUGACCAACUUGGGGGUCUGGAUGUGCUGGAUGCAGAGUUUUCCAAGACCUGGGAGUUUAAGAACCACAAUGUGGCUGUUUAUUCCAUCCAAGGCCGGAGAGACCACAUGGAAGACAGGUUUGAAGUGAUCACGGAUCUGGUGAACAAGACUCAUCCAUCCAUAUUUGGGAUAUUUGAUGGACACGGUGGAGAGUCAGCAGCAGAAUAUGUGAAGUCCCGCUUACCAGAAGUCCUAAAGCAACACCUUCAGGAUUAUGAGAAAGAUAAGGAGAACAGUGUAUUAUCCUAUCAAACUAUCCUGGAGCAACAAAUUCUCUCAAUUGACCGAGAAAUGCUGGAAAAAUUGACUGUAUCCUAUGAUGAAGCAGGAACAACAUGUUUGAUUGCUCUACUGUCCGACAAAGAGCUCACUGUGGCCAACGUUGGAGAUUCAAGGGGGGUCUUGUGCGAUAAGGAUGGAAAUGCUAUUCCUUUGUCUCAUGAUCACAAGCCCUAUCAGCUGAAAGAAAGAAAGAGGAUUAAAAGAGCUGGUGGCUUCAUCAGUUUCAAUGGUUCCUGGCGUGUUCAAGGGAUCCUGGCCAUGUCUCGUUCUCUUGGGGAUUACCCGUUGAAGAACCUGAAUGUUGUCAUCCCUGAUCCAGAUAUCUUGACCUUUGACCUGGACAAACUCCAGCCAGAGUUCAUGAUCUUAGCUUCUGAUGGGCUCUGGGAUGCGUUCAGUAAUGAGGAAGCGGUGCGAUUCAUCAAAGAACGAUUAGAUGAGCCACAUUUUGGAGCCAAGAGCAUAGUGCUCCAAUCUUUUUAUAGGGGAUGCCCUGACAACAUUACAGUCAUGGUGGUUAAGUUCAAAAACAGCAACAGAGCGGAGGACCAGUAAAAAAGAGAAAGAAAGGGGUGGGUGGGGAAGAAAGAGAAAUAAAAGUAAUACCACGCUCUGCCUCUCACUUGGCGAACUUCUUCAUUUAACCUUUACACUUCAAUACAGUAGACAGUGGUAGCAAGUAUAUUAGUAUUAAAAUUGUACAUCCCAAAAUGAGAGUAGAAAAAAAACCCACCCUUUUUGGUAAACACAGCAAAUAAAAUUGACAAUUUGUUUUGUUUUGUUUUGUUUUGUUUUUAAAUGAAAAGGACCUUGUACCUUUUAUUCACUAGAUCUCUGAUGGUCUCAGCUUAGAAAAAUCCUUCAAUUAUAAAGGCCUGUGACUCCUGCUUCAGAGAUUCCAAACAGCUGCAAUUCCCUUAGUCUUCACAUAACAGCUUAGAAUUGCAUUUGGACUUGAGCUGCUGAGACAUGAUACGAACAGCUGAUUACUUGGAAGCAGUUGAUAAAACUGACAUGGGAUGGCCACCAGUGUGACGAUCCAUUCUAGCAUCCUCUCCUUCAUAGUGCUACAUCUGCUUAGUUAAACUGCAGAAAGAACAAAAGUGGGUCUAGAUAACAGUUUCAUAACAAAGGGUACCAAUGGGUCCAUGACAGAUAACUACUGUCACUUUCCACUGGUAUACUUCCUGCUAUGUCAUUAGCAUUAAACAAUUGAGCUUUUCCAUUGCUGUGUUUAUAAGGUUUGUGUGCAUGCCUCAGAAUGAUCUUUGUUUCUUUUUAAAAAAAAACACAACUAGCCGGCAGAUAGAUUUUAAGAUCCAUGCUCACUUAAAAAUGUCCCCUUUAUUAAUUCUUGUUUCUGGAUGAGCUGAAUUUAAUUUUUGUUUCUAGUUUCGGGCCAUAAUUCUGUGUAGUUCAGACAUUGAAACCUGUCGUUACGACCAUGUUAUAAAAUGUGUCUUUAGCUUAGAAGAUUCUGAUAUAAGACUUUAGCAUUUCUAAACUUGUAUUUAGGGGAUAAGGCUAGCAUAUUAAUGAAGCAAGAAAACUGAAAUAGGAACUUAGUGCCAAACUCAUGGAAAAUACAGGUAGAGCUUUUUUUUUUCCUUAGCAGUGAAGCUUUGUUCCAAAACAGAAGAAUUGUUAAGCAAGUUUUACUAUUUAAAUAUUUAAUGAUGUAAAUCAUCAAAAGCCAGCCCUAGUAGUAAGUGUUGCCUGCAUAUAGCUGCAGUUUGAAAUCUAUGGCACUUGGUAUGAGCUGACUGCUUAAUUUCAGUGUGCCUAUCACCUGCGUGUCUCAUGACCAACUUUCUGCAGAUUGAUAGCUCCAGAUGUGUUGGGCUGCAGUUCCCAUAAUUCCAGCAUCUGGCGAGUGAAAUGUUGGGAAAGCUUUGGGUAACAAGAUAGACUUAUCAGUGGUGGUAUCUGACCUUGAGCUAUUUGCUGCAUCAUUCUAAUUUUUUCUACCAUGCAAAUUAGGGGGGCAUGAUCAGGCAUUCUGAUUUACAAUGGAUCCAGUAGAAUUUUUCUGCAAGCAGAAACGGGAUUGAUGGAUGCUAUCAGUGAGGAACCCAAAUAGCAUUAUUUCCAAAAGAAAACAAAAUUAGACCUGUUAAUAUGUGGAAUAUUGCUUAUGUCUACGGGCUGUAAUUUAGAAUCAAAACUAUAGAAACGUGAGUCAAAAUGCCCCAUUAGAUUGCUGCAAAGAUGUUGGAGCAUAGCUUCUCUGUUCUAAUUAAGGUGCUCUAAUUAAUUGGACAUUGCCAGGAUUAAUAAUUCGUGAAGUGCUAUUUAAUCAUCUUAUUUCAUUCUCCGCUGUUAUAUACAGGUUCUCCUGAACAAUUAACUCAAGAGGCAACAGGGAAGGUGCCUUAGUCCAUCCCUGAAGUAGUUGGGUAAUUUGAAAUUCAUACAAUGGAUUAAGACAGGUUGGGCAACUAUGGCUUUUUUUAAACCUUGUAAAGCAUAGCUGCCUCAAGAAUUCUGGGAGUUGAAAUCCACAGGUCAUAAUGGGCCAUAAUUAUCCACCCUUGGAUUAAGAUAUACCAAGCGUGCAUUAGUUACUUCCGAUGUCUUUAUUUCUUGACUUCGUUGUGUCUUCUUAGAGAUACUACUUAGAUUCUCAAAAUAUUACUAGUUUUGCUAGUUUUGAUUGAAUGAUUACAUACCAUCAAGUUGAUAUUGACUCUUGUAGACUCCAUAGAUUUCCUCCGUGAUAUCUGUUCCUAACCUGGUCCUUCAGCUCUUCCACCAAUGAACUCAUUACUAGUUACUGUUUAUCCUCCUCUUCUUUUUCCUUUCCCCAUUUUGAGCAUUAAAACCUUUUCAGAGAGCUAGGUCUUUGUAUCAGUGGUGAAAUCCAAAUUUUUUUACUACUGGUUCUGUGGGCGUGGUUUGGUGGGUGUGGAAGGGGAAGGAUACUGCAAAAUCUCCAUUCCCACCCCACUCCUGGGGGAACGCUAUUGCAAAAUCUCCAUUCCCACCCCAAUCUGGGGCCAGUCAGAGAACUGGUAUUUGCCAGUUCUCCAAACUAUUCAAAAUUUCCACUACUGGUUCUCCAGAACCUGUUGGAUUUCACCCCUGCUUUGUAUAAUGUCUAAAACCGGGUGAGUUUGUUAAUUUUAGCUUCAGAUUAUUUGGUUGAUGAAAGAAAAAUAAAAAAAUGCUUCCCCAAUCUUUAUUUUGUUACAUUCUUGUACCAAAAUGAAGAGGCAUCUUUAAUUCAAAGACCUGUUUUAAAAAAUCAAAAUCAAAACUAUAAACUAAUGCACCAGAGUCAUUAAAUAUGGUUUUACUGCAAAAUUGAAAUACUAAAUCAAAAAGCUUCCAUUUUAAUUUUUUACCUUUCUAAAGCUCUAUAUACGGUAGUACUUAAAUUUUGAGGUAUGUGGAAUAAGAAUUAUAGUACAAAUAAAAAAAUAAUCUUUUUUUACCUGGUUAGUAGGAGAUGCAUGUCCAACUCUUAUGUGGCUGUUAUCGGGAACAGUUAAUUUAGGCACAGUAUUAGCUGCAGCUCUUUUAAGGGCCUUAACUAAAUAGUUUCUCCCAGUGGUGAAAUCCAAAUUUUUUUACUACCGGUUUUGUGGGCGUGGCUUGGUGGACAUGGCAGGGGAAGGAUACUGCAAAAUCUCCAUUCCCACCCCAGGGGAAGGUUACUGCAAAUUCCCCAUUCCCACCCCACUCUGGGACCAGCCAGAGGUGGUAUUUGCCGGUUCUCUGAACUACUCAAAAUUUCCGCUACCUGUUCUCCAGAACCUGUCAGAACCUGCUGGAUUUCACCCCUGGUUUCUCCCACUUCUUUGUCAUUAUAACUGAGCCCUAGAGCCCUAAAUGAGAUUAUUGAAAACCUAUUGUAUUUUUUCACUCCCUUUGUUCAUUAAAUUCUGAUUUUUUGGAGUAACAGAGCAAUCUUUCUGUCACAGUUGCAAUAUUUUUAAACUAUUAGCAAUAGCAACUUUUUGUGAUUUAUUUUUAAUUUCUUGAAGGAAUAUCAAUGUCAGCCACCCUGAAGUUUCUGUUGUAUAUGCCAGGACUAGAACAAAUAUCACAUGAGGCAAUUUUGCACUAGACGCAACUUCAAAAAUAAAACCAGAGCUCUUCUGAAUCAUUAAAAAUGUAAAAAUCAAUUAGUUUGAACCAUUUGGAAAGUUUUUGCUGAUGCAUUUGUGCAUACAAGUUGUCAUUAUUAUGAGCUGAUUUGGAAAUGAGAUUAACCCAACCAAAACUAAAAGUCUUUUAGAAAUCAAUAACCCUAUUCCAGAUACCUAUUUAUAUCUGCACACCCCCAUCCAUCCCUAUUAAAAAUUAUCAAACAAUGUUGACUCUUCAUAAGAUCCAUCACUUUUUAUGUGUUAAAUUGAAGUAGGACUAGAAGGAUUGGGGAAACAUUGCCCAUAACUAGACAUCUUGGAAAUACAUUAGACCUGUUAAUAUGUGGAAUAUGUCAGUCAAAAUGAGCAGUGUCAAGCAACAGUUAGUGGAGUGUUGCCGCUCAUUUGUGAAACCUACUUACUUGAGAAUAAACCCCACUGAAUUCAUAUACCUAACCUGUAGGAUAUAUGCCUAGGAUUGCACUUCUAGCAUAUUAAUAUCAGUAUAAUGCCAGCACACUAAUAUCAGUAUUCGAGAAGAGGAAUGAUUGAAACAUGCUUCCUAUUCUAGUGUUGUUUCUUGUUCAGAACACUGAAGCUUAUGAGAAGCUUUCCAAUUUUUUUUAUAGACUGGAAUAAAUGGUUUAAUUGUGUUAUGAAGAUACAGCAUUGCUGUGAAAAAAAUAAUUAUGAUAAAAACACAUGUAGAUGGAACCAGCAAAUGUAUUCAUUUGCAGUCUGUUGAAAGCUGUUUUUAAUGUCUGAGGAAGAGAAAAUUCAUCGUUAACAGGAAAAUAACUGUAAACAAUUACAGAGUACAAAUUAUAUUCAGUCAAGUGUUUAAAAAGGCCACAUUUGGCUAGUCACCUACUCAAUGAAGGGCAAAAAUAUGUAUGCUGUGCAAAAGGCUUCUCAGAAUUAGUGGCAUCACUCAAGUAUUUAUAGUGUAGACAUUUAUAGUCUUUCCCCUUGGAGAAAAACCUCCUGCUUAAUAAAAAAACAGGCUGAGAUAAUAGAAGAGCUUGACCUGAGAUGUAGUAUCCCUGUUGAAACGAAAUAGUCAUACCCAUAUCCUAUACAGAAAAUAUUUCAAAACACUUGUUUACAAACUCAGAAUAUUAAAUCAGGCAUAGUAAAAGCAAGAAAUAUGCUUAAUGCUAUUGAUUUGGAUUCAGAGAUACCUUGCACAAAUGAAAAAAGUUCAUCAGCAAAUUCUUUGAAUUUCCCAUUGGUGUCAUGGCAUAAUGCCAACCUGUAGGAAUGCUUUUGUAGGAAGAGUAGGUACAGAGGAUUGUAGGAGGAGGACAAGGAACCAAGAAGCUGCCACUGCCUAAUACUGCAGAAUCUUCACUGAAUUUGAUUUGCUGAAUAUCAUUAAAUGAUUAUUAAACAUUAUAAUGUAUAAACAAUAUAUAUCAUUAAACAAUUAAAUGAUUAUUUAGUCCAAACAUGGGUGCCCUGAAGUUCAAAAGGUGGGAACCUGUGACCUGUGUAACUCCCAGAAUCUUUGAUCAGUGGCCAAAUGGAUUGAUGGAGCUGAGAUUUGUAGCUCAGCAAUAUCCAAAGAGUUACACCAGGGCUGUCAAACUCCCGGCUCACAGGCCAGAUGCGUCACGUACUGGCCAUGGCCACGCCAGAGGUGGGUUUCAGCAGGUUCUGACCAGUUCUGGAGAACCGGUAGCGGAAAUUUUGAGUAGUUUGGAGAACCAGUAAAUACCACCUCUGACUGGCCCCACUCCCAUCUAUUCUCUGCCUCCCGAGUCCCAGCUGAUCUGGAGGAAAUGGGGAUUUUACAGUAUUCUUCCCCUGGAGUAGGGUGGGAAUGGAGAUUUUACAGUAUCCUUCCCCUACCACACCCACCAAACCAUGCCAUGCCACACCCACUAAGCCACACCCAUAGAACCAGUAAUAAAAAAUGUGAAACCCACCACUGGCCCACGCCCAGUUUAGCGAAGGGGGGGAAAGUUCCAAUACAUCACAUGACGUCAGCAUGACUACGUGAGUUUUACACCCCUGAGUUACAUGUUCCUCUUCUUUGAAGGAGGCUAUACAACAAAUAUUGGUUAUCUAGUGUCCUUCCACUCUUAAGUUUUGGAUUCCAACUCUCAUUAUGGCCUACAGCAGGGAAUCGUAGGAGAUUAGGGAAUCAUAGGAAUUACAAUCCAGAACAGCUAGUGGGUACUAUGUUGCUUAUCCCUAAAAUAACAUAGCAGGCAAUCAGUAUUAUAAUUUAUUGAAAUUUAUUUUAGUUCUACAUUUAUUUAAAGCAGUGCAUACUAAAUUAUUUCUACCCUAAUUUAUGACCAGUUCUUAAUUAGGAGAGGAAAAAAAAACCUCUUGCUUUAGAUUUAUGGGUGCAUAGAGCCUAAUAAAGUGCAAUAGUCACAACAGUUUUUACUAACGUAAAAAUUCACAUCUUAUAAAAUAAGAUAAGAGCACCUAUGUGAAAAUUAAUAGAAAGACUCUAAGAGCACCUAUGUGAAAAUUAAUAGAAAGACUCUAAGAUUACUGUAACUUUGCUUUUAUUUUGUACUAAGACAGUGGGAAAUAUCAAUUUGCAGUUGAUGGGAAGGAAAAAGAAAAACUUUUACUUGUGAAAGUGGUAAAUUAAAACAAUAGAUUUGUGCAGUAUUUUUGAAUAUCAUACGGGAAAUAUAUUAUUUUGACAAUGUGUGGUUUAGGGAAAAGUUUGCAUUGUUCAAUGUUUUAGUAGGUGCUAACAAAGAUGCAUAUUUUUGUAGAGAAUACAAUACAGACUAUGUAUACUAUUCUCUGAACAAAAGCUUUUCUAUAUUGUAGAAUUGAACUAUGAAUAUUUAGUGGGAAUUCAAAAGCUUCUAAGCCAGACAGGUUAGGAACAGCAACACUGCAAGCAGGGUAGACAAACCAAUUAUAGAUUUAUGGCACAAUUAUGUUUUCAGUUUAAUUGAUCUCCAAAGGCCCAACCAGUCUUGUCACUAGAGCUUUGGGUCCAUGGGAAAUGAUUCAGCACAGGGCACGCAAAACCGCCUUGUGAUUUCUUACCUUCGUUUCCAGGCACAUAAAGCUAUUUACACAGAAUCCAAUUAAGACUGUUAAACAAGCAUGAGUUCUUCUCCCUCACCCCUUUCUCUGCUUCAGCUAAUGAAGGAAUAGGAAUAGGUGGUGAUUUAUUACUCCUUGUGCUAGUAUAUCCUCAGUUAACUGGUUUUUCUAAGAGUAAUGGUAGUUGGCUGACUCUUGAGGCUGUUCAGAUGUACAGCAAGCCCCUUCCCAGUUAGGAAUAAGAGAGCGUUCAUUCCAUUGGCUGGCAUGGUCUCAAACUGGCAAGACUUGUUCUUCUUGUUAUUCUUCAUCCCUAACUGAAGCCAUCUUCCUUAAGAAGAUACAUCUCUUGCUGGCUGCCUCUCUUCUUCAGUGAUCUUCCCUGGAGCCACUUCAGAAGCCUUGCCCCCAAACUCUUCUGGAACCAGCAUUCCUUCAGCAAUUGAAACUGCCUAAAAUCCAUUUUGGUUUCCAAUCAUCCUUUUUUUUCCCUUCUUCCUUCAAACUCUCCUCAAUUCUCACUAUCUUACCUUUUUUUUUU
Molecule: messenger RNA, 8398 nt
Organism: Ahaetulla prasina
Lineage: Eukaryota; Metazoa; Chordata; Lepidosauria; Squamata; Colubridae
Gene: PPM1L
Product: protein phosphatase, Mg2+/Mn2+ dependent 1L
Exons: 4
Coding region: 215-1297 (360 amino acids)
Biological process (GO): protein dephosphorylation; negative regulation of canonical NF-kappaB signal transduction; positive regulation of canonical NF-kappaB signal transduction
Cellular component (GO): nucleus; cytosol
Molecular function (GO): protein serine/threonine phosphatase activity; cation binding
Source: RefSeq, a predicted model, not a curated record